Messenger RNA from Harmonia axyridis, 2256 nucleotides. RefSeq names its product piggyBac transposable element-derived protein 3-like. Bases 191 to 2074 code for a protein of 627 amino acids. The transcript has 2 exons. The record is from RefSeq and is a predicted model, not a curated record. Lineage: Eukaryota; Metazoa; Arthropoda; Insecta; Coleoptera; Coccinellidae. Gene Ontology annotation, molecular function: sequence-specific DNA binding.
UGGUCACACCUACAGCGCUGCACAAAAUCAGCUGACAUAUGUACGUAUAUCUUAGUAUACGUGAGGAAGCGAUGAUAUUUAUUCAGUUGACUUAGGAACUUUGUAGUGUGAACGUGUCGCAUUGUUAUUCCACUGAUUUCUCAUUCGUAAUAGAGGUGAACUGCCGUGUUUGUUAGGUAUUCGCAAUAAAAUGGAUCCCAAAUUUGUGCGAGGUUUCUCUCUCAAAGAAGCCUUAGAUAUAGUAUAUAACGACGAAGAAGAUAGCAAUGGUGUGUGUGACAUUUACAUAUCACCGCCGGAACCAAAUGUACUGACAGAUGAAGAUUCGGGUGAUGAAGAAGGCGGGGAAAUGGAUAAUUUAUCACGUGGCCAAUUAUCAACUGCAGCAGAAAUCCGACUUUCUGACAAUUCGCGCAUAACUGGCUUCGAAGAUGUUUCAAAUGAAGAAGGCAGUGAAGGAGACAAUAGUUUAUUAGAAAGUGAAGUUAGUCAGAUUGAAAAAUGUGGUCCAAGCACUAGUUCAAACAAGAGCACCAAAAAGACGAAUUCAACGAAGAAGCCGCAGAAGAAAGUGAAAGAAACACUCAAAAGAACUUGGAUCGAGGGCGAUCUUCUAAAAACGACAGCAGUAUUUCCACAGCCAGACUAUACCAAUUUUAUAGGAAAAUCCCCAACAGAUUUAUUUGAAUUGUUUUUCGACGACGACAUUGUUCGUAUGUUAGUAGAAGAAUCAAAUAAAUAUGCGCUCUUCCUAAACCAUCCAGAUCCGAAAAUAGAAUCUGAUGAAAUGAAGUGUUUCAUCGGUAUACUUAUUUUGACCGGGUAUAACUCUCUUCCCGGAAAAUGUUUUUACUGGGAUUCAGAAUCGGACAUGGGAAAUCAAUUAGUAAAGGAAGCAAUGCGUAGGGACAGAUUUCGACAGAUAAUGCGUUUUUUACAUUGUGCCGAUAAUACCAAACCCAAUUACAAAGACAAAAUGUGGAAACUUAGGCCGCUCAUUGAAAAACUUCAAAAAAAUUAUUUGAAAUAUUUUAAGCCGACAGAAAAUAUGAGUUACGACGAAUGUAUGGUGAAAUACUAUGGCAGACACAGCUGCAAACAGUUUAUUCGCGGAAAACCGAUAAGAUUUGGCUAUAAAGUAUGGAGUUUGAAUGCCGAAAACGGCUACCUAAUCAACUUCGAUAUAUAUCAGGGAAGUAAUCCGAAGUCGGUUACUGAAUAUGACAAUAAAUUUGGAAAAGCUACUUCUCCAUUACUAAUAAUGCUAGACUCCUUGCCAGAUAGAAAUCUUCGUUAUCAAAUUUAUACAGACAAUUUGUUUACGAGUUUCAAUCUUUUGACGGAGCUAAAGCAAAGAGGCUAUGGAGUUACAGGAACCGUUAGAGAAAAUAGGGUUCCAAAGGACUGCCCAAUAACUUCUAAAUUAGACAUGAAGAAAAAAAAAAGAGGUUCUAUCGAGUCUAAAAUUUCAAAAGAUGAAGGUGUGAUACUAGUGCGUUGGACUGACAAUGCCCCUGUUACCAUGGCUUCAACUUCUUAUGGAAUUGAACCCACUUCUUUGGUGAAAAGAUAUUCACAGUCCGAGAAGAAAAUUAUUCAAAUUCCCCAGCCACGUCUUAUAAAUGCCUAUAAUAAAUAUAUGGGUGGGACAGAUCGGAUGGACGAAGAUAUUGCGCGCCAUAGAAUAGGUAUCAGAAGUAAGAAAUGGUAUUGGCCGUUACUUACUUGGCUUAUAGAUACCGCAUUACACAAUGCAUGGAUACAGUAUAAAAGUGCAGGUAAUUCAAUUACUAAUCUGAAUUUCAGAAGAGAAAUUGUAAAGGUAUACCUAAAUAGGUUUAAAACUGCCCCAAAAAGAUAUGGAAGACCAACAACGAGUAGAAAUAGUGUCUCCAUGAAUAGGAUUUCGGAUGAUAUCAGGUAUGACCAUAAGGACCACUUAGUUGUUCCAGUUCCAAAUAACAAGAGGAGAAGAUGUGCCGGAGAAGGAUGCUCCUCUGUUGGUCGAACACAGUGCAAUAAAUGUGAUUUGGGACUAUGUGUGGAAUGUUUUUAUAUAUUUCACAUUAAAUAAUUUGUUCGACAUUUCUGUAUUCAUAUUGGGCUAGUGUGACCAUAUGGUUACGCCAUUUUUUUGAGAAAAAUAAAGGAAAAAAAUGCAUAAUUCUUAUUCUACCCAACACUGAUAAAUGGAAUUCACUCAAUAGAAUCGCUAAAUUUGCUCUCUUGAAAAAAUAAUAAUUCCGCCUUUGAAGG